CGCACGCGGCUUCAGGGGCGGGUCCUCCGGCGGCGUGGGGCGCGCAGGGCGCUGCCCCCAGAGCUACGUCGGCUGGCUCACGUCUGCGCCAUGGCGGCCUGGUUUGUUCUGCGGCUGGCACGAGCUGAGGCGCUGAAGACUAUGCUCCUGGAAGUGCCCGUGCUCCGAGGACUUGCUUCUACAGUUUCUCUCUCUGCACAGUCGGGCAAGAAUGAAAAGGAACUGCCACCAAAUCCCAAGAAACCAAGUCCACCAAAAAAUGUAGAGAAACCAAAGGAGAAGGGCAAGCUACUAACCACCCGCCCAUCAGCCCUGGUGCCCCCCGGCUGGUCUCCUGAUGCUUCCUCCCCGGCAGCUGGGAACAGAGGCAGGGCAGUGGCUGGCACUCACCCCAGUGGCAGUGGCAGCGAGCUGCUCACGGAGGAAGGGCUCCCGAAAGCUUUGGCGAGAAAGACUUUGGUAGCAUUUCCUCAAAGGGUUCCAUCUCCAUUCAGUGCGCAGGGUUUGGGCACAGAGGCUCAUGGGGGUGCCCGGAAGGAGACAGAUUCUUCAUCUUCAUCUUCAUCCAGCUCCAGCUCCUCGGACUCAGAGUCUGACGAGGAGCGGGACCUCCCGGAAGCUGGGCCCCGAGUGGGGAGCAAAGGCCAGGGAGGGUCUCCAACCUCAGAGGCCACCCGGCCCUCUGAGAACAGAGCCCCCGGAGUCACGGCGUCUGCAAAAGAGCAGAGCAGGGCGCAAAAGCCACAUACAGAUGUCACCUACCCAGAGAGGGUCUCUCAGCCAAAGAAGAAAAAGAGCCCCCUGAAGCCUUUAGAGGGCAGAGGAGAGGCCACACCACAAUGCAAGUCACCCAGAUCCCAGGCUGAGGGAGAGGUUUUGGAGCAGAAGGCAAAGGAUGAGCAAUUGCAGAAAACUCACAGACCGAAGGAGCUGAAGAAAGGAGGCCAGAGGCCCUUGGGAGUGGAAGGGAUCUCACCUGACCGCACAGAGGCUGGGUUUCCUACACGGCCAGAAGGUGGCCUGGGGUCCACACCAGGGACCCAGGAGGCUUCCUGCCCUGGGCCCCCAGUACCAGAGCCUGGUGGGAAGCUGGCUUCUCCCUGGGAAGAAACAGCUGGGAAGCAGGCAGGAAGAGGACACUCAGAGGCCAAGGAGGAGAUCUUGGAAGAGCAGAGAAGCGUGAGAAGUUCACGGCCAGCUCCUGUCCUGCAGGAAGAGGCUGAGGCUCAGCCCACAGACCGGAAGCUGGAGGAGGGUGCAGCCCCGCCCCCAGAGGCCCCGGAUGACACACAGGAGUCUGCCCAGGCCCCCACGCCUGCUGAACCGUUCGACAACACUACCUACAGGAACCUGCAGCAUCACGCCUACAGCACGUACACCUUCCUGGACCUGAACCUGGAGCUCUCCAAGUUCAGGCUGCCCCAGCCCUCGUCUGGAAGGGAGUCCCCUCGGCACUGAGCGCCUCGGCCUCUGCCCACUCUCCUCCCGCCUGCAGAAAUAAAAUGGCUCCAGAGUUUGGCAUCCAACCCA
Messenger RNA from Heterocephalus glaber (naked mole-rat), 1530 nucleotides. RefSeq names its product NADH:ubiquinone oxidoreductase subunit V3 (gene Ndufv3). Lineage: Eukaryota; Metazoa; Chordata; Mammalia; Rodentia; Bathyergidae. The record is from RefSeq and is a predicted model, not a curated record. Gene Ontology annotation, biological process: mitochondrial ATP synthesis coupled electron transport. Gene Ontology annotation, cellular component: mitochondrion; respiratory chain complex I.